Amphimedon queenslandica is the source of this 1175-nucleotide messenger RNA. RefSeq names its product levodione reductase-like. Gene Ontology annotation, biological process: fatty acid biosynthetic process. NCBI's taxonomy places the organism in Eukaryota, Metazoa, Porifera, Demospongiae, Haplosclerida, Niphatidae. The coding region runs from base 136 to 1125 and encodes 329 amino acids. The transcript has a single exon. The record is from RefSeq and is a predicted model, not a curated record. Gene Ontology annotation, molecular function: quinone binding; oxidoreductase activity, acting on the CH-OH group of donors, NAD or NADP as acceptor.
UAUUCAUUAGUUUCUCAGCAAGGCGUUGGUGGUGUAAUGGUCAGCAUUGUUGCCUUCCAAGCAGUAGAUCCGGGUUCGAUUCCCGGCCAACGCAGUGCUUUUUUUUUAUUUUUAGUAAUUUUUAUUGUUUGAACAAUGCUUUUUUGGAAAAACAUGUCUCCUGGAAGGAAAACAGCUUUAUUUUUUGCUUCUGGGGGACUUCUAGCUACAAUAGCAUACAUUUCUAGGAGAAGAAGCUACAAGAAACAAGCAGAAAACAUACCAAAAUCAGAGACAGCAGAGAAAAGGCUAAAAUUCACAAACAAGACAGUGCUAAUCACAGGAGGAGCUGGUAACAUAGGGGCAGCCACAGCCCACGCAUUUGCCAAGGAAGGAGCAACUCUAGUACUAGUUGACCUGCCACGAUUAUGUGGAAAGAUGAGAGAAGCAAGAAAAGGGCUCCUUUUAGAGGGUGCAAAAGAGGUCCAUGUUUUAGGAGCAAAUGUAAGUAAUUCUCAAGACGUACAGAGAAUGGUCUCAGAGGCUCUGAGUGUGUGUGGGCGUAUUGACUGUUUCUUUAAUAAUGCUGGCAUACAGGGAGAAAUGGUACCACUUCACGAGCAGUCAGAUGAAGAAUUUCAAACGACAAUCCAAGUUAAUUUAUACGGAGUGUUUCUGGGAAUGAAGUACGUGUCACGAGCGAUGAUGAUGUCCGAUAAAAAUGGAGGGCCAGGAGGAGGAGUCAUUGUCAAUACUGCAAGCAUGGCGGGUCUGAUCGGGCCCGGAAACAUGGCCGCCUACGCUGCAUCGAAGUUCGGAGUCGUGGGUCUAACAAAAACCGGUGCCAAAGACCUCGCACCUCAUAACAUCCGAGUUGUUGCCAUAGCACCCGGUCUCGUUGAGGGAUACAUGUGGGACAGGCAAGUGAGGUUGCGGGCAUUAUUUAGGAAACGUCAAGAAGGGACAGAGGAGGAACCAAGCGAGAGAGAGAUUAAAGAACAAGAGGCCAGGAUGCUGGCAGCAACUCCACUAGGACGUGUUGCUAGGCUAUCAGAGAUUGCUGAGGUGGUCGUGUUCCUCUGCAGCGAGUCCGCUUCAUACAUAACUGGAUCUGUGAUACCCAUAGAAGGAGGACGGUUACAAUAGUUUUUAUAGUGAAAGUUAUUAAACACGUGUUGUCACGUGUAUGUUAAAAA